ACGCGGGUUUCACCCGCUGUUACAGAGGCGCAACGGCCGAGCGGACGAUCCCGGCCUGAGGCAGCGGGGAGAAGCAGACCGGUAGUUUGCUGCAGUACCAUGGAGGGCGGUGGAGGUAGCGGCAACAAAACCACAGGGGGAUUGGCCGGCUUUUUCGGAGCCGGCGGAGCUGGCUACUCGCACGCGGAUCUGGCGGGAGUCCCGCUAACUGGUAUGAAUCCUCUGUCUCCUUAUUUAAAUGUGGAUCCACGAUAUCUUGUGCAGGACACAGAUGAGUUUAUUUUGCCAACUGGAGCUAAUAAAACCCGGGGCAGAUUUGAACUGGCCUUCUUUACCAUUGGAGGAUGUUGUAUGACAGGGGCUGCAUUUGGGGCUGUAAAUGGCCUACGGCUAGGAUUGAAGGAAACCCAGAACAUGGCCUGGUCCAAACCAAGAAACGUACAGAUUUUGAAUAUGGUGACUAGACAAGGGGCACUUUGGGCUAAUACUCUAGGUUCUCUGGCUUUGCUCUAUAGUGCAUUUGGUGUCAUCAUUGAGAAAACAAGAGGUGCAGAAGAUGACCUUAACACAGUAGCAGCUGGAACCAUGACAGGCAUGUUAUAUAAAUGUACAGGUGGUCUUCGAGGGGUAGCACGAGGUGGUCUAGCAGGACUAACACUUACGAGCCUCUAUGCACUAUAUAAUAAUUGGGAGCACAUGAAAGGCUCCUUACUGCAACAGUCACUCUGAAGAUUCUGCUAGUUUAUGAAUGGAGGACACUUUAGUAGUCAUCCAGACCAAUUUAUAAAUCAGUCUGGAGUCAUUCACUCUUCUGUCUACAAUUAGUUUGAGAAAUUGGAGACUCCAAUUUGCUGGGAUGAAGAUCAUGGAUAGCUGACCAGGAUUGGCACUCCUUCCAGCCAUGAAUGAGUUGAAGCCAAAACCCUCUGGCAGCUGAGUAAUGUGGUUCUCUUCUCCUUUGAAGAAGAUCUUGUACCUCUUUUCUCUCCUACUCCUUGGAAAACCACUUACUCCCAGAAUUCAGGUCAUCUUGUUGUCAAUACUGUAUCACCACAUGUAUUCAUUUAAUGAUCCAAGACUGUAAUACUGCCCUGUAUUCCCAAUAAAGGGUGAAAAUAGAACCAAAGUCCUAACUCCAA
Phacochoerus africanus (Common warthog) is the source of this 1139-nucleotide messenger RNA. Its product is annotated as mitochondrial import inner membrane translocase subunit Tim23. Gene Ontology annotation, cellular component: TIM23 mitochondrial import inner membrane translocase complex; mitochondrial inner membrane. Lineage: Eukaryota; Metazoa; Chordata; Mammalia; Artiodactyla; Suidae. Gene Ontology annotation, molecular function: transmembrane protein transporter activity. The transcript is spliced from 7 exons. The record is from RefSeq and is a predicted model, not a curated record. Gene Ontology annotation, biological process: protein import into mitochondrial matrix. The coding region runs from base 100 to 729 and encodes 209 amino acids.